Molecule: messenger RNA, 3916 nt
Organism: Oncorhynchus nerka (sockeye salmon)
Lineage: Eukaryota; Metazoa; Chordata; Actinopteri; Salmoniformes; Salmonidae
Product: sorting nexin-19-like
Exons: 14
Coding region: 423-3326 (967 amino acids)
Cellular component (GO): intracellular membrane-bounded organelle
Molecular function (GO): phosphatidylinositol binding
Source: RefSeq, a predicted model, not a curated record
UUACUAUAAGCCGUCUCCAAUGUCAUUUUAGAGAAUUUGGCAGUACGUCCAACCGGCCUCACAACUGCAGACCAUGUGUAACCAUGCCAGCCCAGGACCUCCACACCUGGGAUCGUCUGACCAACUUUGCCGCAAGGAUCUGCACACAAUUCUUGGAAGCUGAAAAUGGCACAGUUCUUCCCUGGCCUGCAUACUCACCAGACAUGUCACCCAUUGAGCAUACUCUGGAUUGACAUGUACGACAGCGUGUUCCAGUUCCCGGCCAAUAUCCAUCAACUCCGCGCAGCCAUUGAAGAGGAGUGGGACAACAGGCCACAAUCCACAGCCUGAUCAACUCAAUGCGAAGGAGAUGUGUCGAGGUAGAGGUAUCUAAAAACAACUGGAGCCUUGCCACCACCUAUUGCUUGAAGUGUGCAUUUUGAAUGAUUUGUUUUCAACCCAGGUCUGUCUCAGCACUGAGGGGAAUGCCUCCACCAGAGGGUUCUGGUCCUAACCCUAACCACUGGGCCCUCUCAGAGUUACUGGGCCAGAGGAGGCUUGUGGUGUUGGGGGUGCUAGUAGCAUGGAUGGUCCUCUUCCACCUUCUGGUGAACGUGUGGCUCCUCUGUCUCUUCACCAGCCUGCUGGUGGUCCUGGGUGGCUGGCUGGGGUCCCGUGCUGCCCUGGAUGCCAACAGCCUGCUACACCUGGAGCACUUCGUCCCCCUGGGUAGAUCACAGCCGGCCCUCCACUCGCCUGAGAGCGAAUGGAGGCUGGACCACGAGAUCCAAAGCGCUGUGCAUAAAGCCAUCCGAGACUUUGUGUCGUCCUGGUACCACACCAUGCUGACCGAGGAGGAGGGGCUGGGGGAGUUUGAGCACAUUAUGCGGGACGCCAUGUUGGAUUCAGUGAUGGAGCUGAAGGAGAGGGCUCGGUGCGUGGACAGGAGAGCGCUGGUCCAGAGGACCUUGGAGCUGUGUGGCUGCCACCUGCAGAGCUACAUGACAGCCAGGGAGAUGAUGAAGCAGGCAGAGGCACGGCUGGGGAUGCAGGACAGAGACAGCUCCAGCACCCCCAGCCUGUGGGAGCUCUAUAGCCAGGCAGAUGCCCCCCACCCAGCCCUGGCUAGUCCAGCCACGGAGCUCAGCUAUUCCCGGGCCGUAGUGGACCUCCUAAUGCAAGUCCUGGUCCCGUUCCCUCACCUGGAGACCAGGACAGGGAGAUACAUGGUGGGGGAGUUGAUCACCUGUAACGUCCUCCUCCCACUGGUCAGUAGGGUGUCCGAUCCUGACUGGCUCAACCUUACCAUUGUGGACUUGUUCACCAAAGCUAAAGAAUCACCGGAUGAGUCCCUCGAUGAGCUCCCUGAUACUCCAGUCCAGCUGCACAGGAGUCAGACCCAGCAGGAGCUCUGGACCCAGACCCGUUCUACCUCCUGGCUCCAGCCUCCGAGAGACCAGAACGAGUCCAGCAACAGCCCCACUCCUCCCAAGCCAGCCACUCCAGACUCCCUGGAAUCCAUGGAGUCCUACCAUACGGCAGUGCCAGAUCUGAAGGAGGAAACACGGCAGUACUGCGGGGCGAUCCUACCAAUGCCAUGCAUUGGUUCAUCGAUCAAAAUAAACAGUUGUCAUGUGUCUAUGGAUCUGCUGAGGUCCUGCAGCGGUGGUAGCCGCCUGUAUCAGGUUGUGGACCUGGAGUACCCAUCGACAGAAUCCAAUCAGCUCUCUGUGGAGUCCCUAGACCAGAUGGACUCCGAGGAGGACCAGACAGACAGCUUCUGUGACUGUACCUCCCCUACCAACUUCUGCAGUGUGUUUGAAGACGAGCCGCCUGGAUGCUUCGGCAACUUGAAGGUCCUGGGACCCAAGGUGUCCGAGCAGCCCCACUGGCCAGCGGGCAUGGCGGAGGAGCUGCCCCCAGGCUGCCCUGUCCCUCCGGGGAGGCUGUGUCUGACCCCCUUCAGCUUCGAACCCCUCAGCAGCCCAGAUGGACCCGUCCUUAUCCAGAACCUGAGAAUCACUGGUGCUGUGACAGCCAAGGAGCACCGCAGCACCGGCUCACACCCCUAUACUCUAUACACCGUAAAGUAUGAGACAGUGGUUGACUCGGAGAGCCUAGGUACUCUACAACCUGUAGCCUAUCACACUGUGAACCGGCGCUACAGCGAGUUCCUCCACCUGCAGACGCGCCUGGAGGAGAAGCCUGACCUCAGGAAGAUGAUUAAGAAUGUCAAGGGACCCAAGAAGAUUUUCCCUGAUCUUCCGUUUGGGAACCCAGAUAUCGACAAGGUGGAAGUUCGAAAAGGACAGCUGGAUACCUUUCUUAAACAACUGUGUACCAUCCCUGAGACGGCCAACAGCGACGAGAUGCAGGAGUUCCUGGCUCUUCACACAGACGCCAGCACAGCCUUCGAGAAGAAACCAUUUGUUAUGUCCAGGAUUGAUAAGAUGAUGGCGAAUGCUGUAGACACUCUGAAGACAGCAUUCCCUCGUGCUGAGGACGACCUGGAUGGAGAGCCUGCUGAUGCGAGGAAUGCCCCAGAAGGAAGGAAGAGGUCUGUCCGGCUGAGGUUCUCCAGUAAAGUCGCCCCUACUCUCAAUAUACCUGAAAUCCAGCCCAGAGUCAUAUACUGCUUCAAUGAAGGGAGCACUGUGUUCCAUGGCCUGUCCCUGUCUGGUCUGGAGGGCUUUAUAAAGGACCAGGAGGCUCUGCUCUAUGCUCCCCAGGAGAAGGAGGCUGACGGGAGGAGGUUCAGCGUGCUACCUGGCAAAGACAGGAAGGGAGGUGGGGGUCGGGAGAGAAAACUACGGGGGACAGACACGGCCGUGGCAGACGUAGCUCUGAACAUCCUGUGUCUGCUGAUGAAGGACCAGUGGAGCUGGCUCUGCACUGAGAACAUACAGAAGACCAUCAGACUGCUGUUUGGCACCUUCAUUGAGAGGUGGCUGGAUGUGGGCAUGGCCCACCUGACCAGUGCUCCCUGCUGGGUGAUCUACCUCCAGGUGAUGCAGGAGGCAGUGUGGCCCGGGGGUGUCCUCCCUGAUGGGCCCCGUCCUGACCGCAGCCUCAUCCAGAGAGAAGAGACCAGGCAGCAGUGUUUGCACUGCCUUACACAACUACUACCAGACCUGAUUGCUGACAUGCUGGGUUCUGAGAAGUACAGAGUGAGCUGGGAUAUGGCACUGGCUUCUCUGCAGGACCCUAACAUCAACCGGCACCUGAUCUACUGUAUCUGUGACCUGCUGUUGGAGUUCCUGAUUCCAGAGUCUUCAGAGGAGGGCUUUCAGAGAUCUCUACUACACAGUCUCUUUGGGGACGAAGAGAGGCUUUCUGCUUCAGCUUGACGACACACCAACACACCACCCCUCUCUCUGCUCACCUGUCACUAUCCCUAUCUAUUACCCUCUACCCCCUCCCAUCCUGGCUGGCUCAUCAGUAUGGUAACCGUGGUCCUGCUGGGUUAAUCAGAAUGGGACCAGAGCUUUACUGGAGCUUCUCAUGAGGUCAGAGAAGAAAGGUGAGGAGUGCGGAGAAGGGGGGAGGAGGAAAAGGGCAGGGGAGAUAGGAGGGGUGGGAAGGCUGGGAAAUGGGCUCUUGAACUCCUUACACUUUAUAGGCAACGCUCUAAAAUGACUGAUGACACUUUAUUGAAUGUUUUCUCAAGGCACUGUGUUGGUGAUUGUGCUAAUAUUGUGUUUUAAUUAGAUGCUUGUGUAGAGAAACACAUUUAUCUAGAUAUGUAUGUACAGUAUAUGCAGUAAUUAUUUUAUGUAUUUAUUUAUAUGUAAAAUGCAGUAUGUGUGAUAUCAAUAGAUAUACAGUGGGGUCUGAAAUUAUUUGACCCCCUUGAUAAUGAUGAGCAAAAAUGACUAUAUAAAAUAAAUCAAAUACUGAGCUACUGUAUAUUUUAUGCAAAUAAAUAAUUGGGAAAUUA